AUGGUUGUAGUAGUCGUACAACGGGUCGCUAGGUCGCGCGACAUAUGGUGCUACAAAACGCAUAUGUCGUGCGACUUGGUCGCAUCAUCGUUCAACCGUUGCAGCCGUUGUACGACUGUUGCACCCGGAAACAUGAAAAUAAUCGCACGAUUACGUCUCACGACUGUUGUAUCCUGGUGCAGUGGUCGUUCACCUCUCGUACGAUUGGUUAAGUCUAUUGGUGUGUCGAACUUCAAUCAUAAACAACUUGAUCGCAUCCUUGAUAUUGCGAAGUAUACACCGGUGAUAAAUCAGAUCGAAAUACAUCCUUAUAACGCAAGCUGUAAUAUGAUUGAAUGGUGUAAAUCACGUGAAAUUGCUAUUACGUCAUACAGUUCGUUUGGCGGUUGUCAGACUGAUAGACAAGGAGCCAAGGAAGAUGAUCCUAACCCACUUGAAUGCCCAGUCGUGAAAACAAUUGCUGAAAAGUAUGGUAAAACACCUGCACAAGUAUUGCUUCGAUUCUCAAUCGAUCGUGGAUGUUCUGUCAUACCAAAGAGUGUCAAUCCCAAAAGAAUGAAGGAAAACAUAGAGAUUUUUGAUUUUAAACUCACAUCUGAUGAUAUCAAAUCUGUCGAAUCGUUUGAUCGUGGUUGGAGACAAGCUGAAGUAUCACUCUGGUCUCUAAUCACUGUAACGUACUUGUCAGAAAAGCCUCCUUCCGCACUGAUGGUGCCUACAAUGACCGCGACAUGA
Saccoglossus kowalevskii is the source of this 735-nucleotide messenger RNA. RefSeq names its product aldo-keto reductase family 1 member B1-like. Lineage: Eukaryota; Metazoa; Hemichordata; Enteropneusta; Harrimaniidae. The record is from RefSeq and is a predicted model, not a curated record.